Molecule: messenger RNA, 2175 nt
Organism: Dioszegia hungarica
Lineage: Eukaryota; Fungi; Basidiomycota; Tremellomycetes; Tremellales; Bulleribasidiaceae
Exons: 3
Coding region: 1-2175 (724 amino acids)
Biological process (GO): regulation of transcription by RNA polymerase II
Molecular function (GO): DNA-binding transcription factor activity, RNA polymerase II-specific; RNA polymerase II cis-regulatory region sequence-specific DNA binding
Source: RefSeq, a predicted model, not a curated record
AUGUUUGGCGCUCCGUCCACCCCAAAGGGUACGCGUAUGGAGGAGUCCUGGCCGCCGAGGUAUAUGAGUACGCCCACGACCGCGACUCUCCCCAUCGAUUCCACUCUUUGUUCCACUCCCACAUCUGCACCCACAAAGAUCGACUCCUUCCAACCUCCUCCUUCCACCUCUACACCUCGUAUCACCCACCAGCAGUACCAGCAGCGGCAGCAGCACUCUACCGUCUCCCCCUCCCUCUCCGACUCGCCUUACAUUGGCACCGAUCGCUACACCCUUCACCAACAGAUCGCCCAUUCCCACCCUCACCACCAGCAACGGCCCGGCUCCCCCACCCAGCGCAGCCCAAUGACGUAUCCCACCACCCCUUCGCCCCAGCCAUCCUAUGGUAUCAGCGGGUCGCUUAUUGUCUCUGAGCCUCAGAUCAUCCAAGCUUCUCAAGAUCCCUCAUGCAACCCCCUCCUCUCACACAACGGAGACGUCUUCAUGUCUGCUCCUCAUCCCAAGACCCGCUCCGCCCUCCGCCCCACCCUCUCGCACAACGGUAACGGCGUCUACAUCACCCAGCCAGCCACCUGGCCCCGUCGCAUGAUGCCGCCCAUGGAGUCCAACGAGCGCGCCCGCCCCACCACCGCUGACAGUCCCAUGUCUCCUCCUCCCAACCCUCCAUCCCUCCUCGCCACCACCGCGCCCACUGGCAGCACCUAUGCUGCCCCGCCUCCCCCUCAGCUCCGGUCAUCAGGUGGUAGGAACGAGUCGUCCGGCCAGUCCGGACUUGGGGCCUCGAGGGGUCAGGCACACGGCGAUCAUCACCACGCGCACGGUGCUUCUUCUACGUCAGCCGUGCCUCACCCAACCUUCGGCUCGCUUCCUUCUCAUCCGUCCAACAUGCAACCUUCUUAUGCGGCACCUCCUCCCCCUUUCGCCACCCAUCCUCAACAACCCGCAUCCUCCCACACACUUUCCUACUCUGACGACCUUGCCCACUCGUAUCCGUCACAGUACGACGCCAACCCAGCCUACUCACCUUGGCCUGCCCACUCGUCGUUGCCUACCCACACCGACGGCCAGUACCUCGCUCGCCCGCCACCAGGCUACAACUACCCCGCUCCCCAGCAGUACUGGUCCGUCCCGACCAAGAUGGACGAGCCCAUCCUCGCUCCCGGCGAGCUCCCGGCGCCUCGCCCGCCUAUGAGCUAUGCGGCGUUGAUCGGGGAGGCGUUGUUGCUCGCUGCGGCGCCGCAUCAGUUGUACGUGUCGGAGAUUAGUGACAGCAUCAAGCGGAGGUACACAUACUACCGCCAGAACCCCUCCAAAGUCUACAACGGUGUCCGCCACCAGACCUCCAUGUGCAAGGCAUUCGUCAAGCUCCCUCGGCCGUACGGCGACCAAUCGGGCGGUGCGCGCAAGUGGGCGAUCCGAGCGGGCUGCGAAUCGUGGUUCCACUCGGGCGGCUACCACCCUCCCGCCGGCGCCAACGCCUCGCCUACCGCGUCCCACGCCAGCGUCAAAAAGUCGUCCUCGGUCGGUCCUCCGGGCAAAGCCAAGUCGACCGCGCGGUCCAAGCAGCUGGCGAUCGGUACCAUCAGCCCGCCGGAAGCUCCUCGCCGCCGUCUCGAGCACGAGCCGUACUCUCCCUCGUCCGGUCAAGGGGGUCCUUCCGUCGGUAUCGCGUUCACGGGUACCGGUCGGUCCAGCUGGCAGCCUGCCCCUACGCCCAUGUCGUCCGCUGGCGAGCCCAUGUACCCCGUCCCCUCCCAGCACGGCCAACACCUCCCUCCCCCUCCCGGCAUGCAGUACCCGCCCCAGGGAUACCACUACGUGCCCAUCCAGGCCCAGCACCACCAGCCCAUGCAUCCCCACGCCCAGCACGGCGGGCAGCCCAUGUAUGUCCCGGUCUACAACUCGUAUCCGCACGGGCAUCAGCUCCAGCACCCGCAGCACCACCCCUCCCCCGGCCAGCACUACAUGCCCACUCCGGUCUCCUCCAGCGGCCAACACCAGCACCCGUACCACCAGGGGCAGGGCCACAGCAGCCACGGUAGCGGGGAGUGGCAGUACGAGAGCGAGGGCAAGGCGGAGCAGGGGCAAGGGCAGGGUCAGGAGGACUCGUACUCGUCUCCGGAGAGUGUCAACAGUCGGCACUCGGGCGUCGAGCACACUCCACCCGCCCUCUGA